AUGGAGGUUUGUGAAAACUUGAUCGACAGUAUCCACAGAUCCUUCACUGGUGGUGGCAUACAUUUCGCAUCUCCAGCUUUGUCUUUGAGGACAAAUGAGUUCGACCUGGUUCGAGGAGUGUUGCAAAUGCUUCAAGGUCUAGCGAGUUCACUAUUCUCUUGGAAUGAGACGAGGCAGUGUUUUCACUACAAAAAGGGGAUUUUCUUGAAUUGUCUUUCACAGACGAGUUUGUAUCGUAUCCUUGAUCAGUUUUCAUAUGCUGCAACUUGUUUACGACUAGUUGAUAUUAUGGUGAACAAAAUUGAGAAAUCUAAGAGCUCGACUCCGCCAACUCUAAGAGCAUUUUCUUGUUCUGUUAGCACGUGGCUUACAAGUAUGCGAGAAGUUGCUCUGAAAGAAGAGGUGAAAAUCAAUAACCCAAAUGUUACUACUGCUGUGUCAAUCUUGGGAUUGUCCAGUUCUUUAUCAAGCCUUUGCGCAGGAGCUGAAUAUUUGUUUCAAAUAGUGCAUGGAGCCAUUCCUCGGUACUAUUUUGAUCUUGAUGCCUCUGUCCCAGCUGCUGAUAUAGCUGUUCACAUUCUGAAUCAUCUUUACAUGAAGCUCAAUGAAGUUUGUCUUGUGGAUGGGGGAGAGGAGGAUGCAUUCCGAAUGUUAUUUUAUAUAUUUGUAGGAAGUUUGCUACCGUAUAUUGAGAGCCUUGAUUCUUGGCUUUUCCAGGGAACUCUUGAUGAUCCUUUUGAGGAGAUGUUUUUCAUUGUAAACAAAAAUAUUGCAAUAGAGGAGGCGGAAUUUUGGGAGAAAAGCUGUCAGUUGAAAUCGGCUAUGCCGGAAAAACCAAGUCUUGCCAAUUUGGCCGCAGAAUAUCGGCUUUUAGCUAAAGACAAAAAAGAUAUAACUGGCAGAGCAUCCAUAUCUUUUCCGAAUAUGGAAAUGGGGAAACAAGAUAAUAAUAAAGACUUUCAAGUUUGUCCAUUCUUCUUUAAAGACAUUGCUAAGGCAAUUGUUUCUGCUGGAAAAUCACUGCAGCUUAUCCGGCAUGCUCCUACAAGAUCUGUUUUGGCAAUUUCUGGUGGUUCUGUUGAGAAUGGGUGUAGCGUAGAUGAGCUAACCUUAUUGGAGGUAUUUUGUGUGUCACUAACAGCUCUGAUUGGCGACGGUGAUCAUAUUGCUGAGGGUUUAUGGAAAGAUGGGAAACAUUUGACCAGACCCAUUGAGGAGACUCUGGCUGUAGAAGAGAUCAGUAGGAGCUUAGGGGGCAAUAUGCAGUCAAAAAAGGUCUGGCAGAAGUUAUUGGAUGACACACUAACACAAAAAAGUUAUACGGGUUUAACAUCAAGGAAAGCUUCACAUAAUAUGAAGGGAUUGGAGAUUAUCUCGGAUGAACUUGACAUGCUUCCAAGAAAGUAUUGUCCUGAAAAUCCAGCUAUUACUGUUUGUCGUGGGAUUCUUUGGGAGAACAGAGAUUCUUGGAGCUCACUGAAUGUUUCUCAAGCUUUUGAUCUCCCUCCUUUGAAUGAUGAGUGCCUAAGAAAGGCAAUAUUCCAUAAUAGUGGUAUGAAUUCUACUUCAGAUUCUCAGUUUGGCGAGGUGGAAAGUGUGAGAUUCCUAGAAGAUGCAAAAAUGCUUGAGGUUUUGCUUCCAUUUCCUACCCUUCUUCCAUCUUGCCAGGAUGACCUUCAGAUAUCAGAAGUUUUACCCUUCCAGAAUAACUGCACGCUUCCCUCAAGAACACUCGGCUGGAUUCAAAAUGUUGAGCCUAAGGGUACUCCAUUGCCUUCAGCUAUUCUUCAAGAGUGCCUUAUCACCUACAUUAAGAAGCAGGCCGAUUAUAUUGGCAGGACUAUGCUGUCCAAAUUACUUGGUGACUGGAGAUUGCUAGAUGAGUUGGGUGUGUUGCGUGCUAUAUAUUUAUUAGGAUCGGGUGAUCUACUGCAGCACUUCUUGUCGGUGAUCUUCAAUAAGCUAGACAAAGGAGAAUCCUUAGACGAUGAUUUUGAGUUGAACACGAUAUUGCAGGAAUCAAUAAGAAACUCUGCUGAUAAUGUGUUGCUAAAUACACCUGAUUCAUUGGUUGUGUCAGUCAACAAAAAUGUGGAUUUUAGUGAAGAUGAACCUGUCAAUCAAUCUGUUCCUGUUUCAACUCCUCGUAAAGGUAGAGCACAGAGCUACAGUAUGGAUGUCCUCGACUCUCUGCAGUUCACAUAUAAGGCAUGCAGUUUUGGCAUAUUUGUCUCUUGGCCCCUCGAACUUAUAGCCAAUUUAGAAGCAAUGAAGAAAUAUAAUCAGGUGAUGAAUUUCUUAUUGAAAGUAAAACAUGCAAAAUCUGUGCUGGAUAAGGUUCGGAGGAUGAUGUGGAAGGAUAGAGGCAUUGCAACAAGAAAACAAAAGCAUCACUGGUUACUAGAGCAAAAAUUGCUUCAUUUCGUUGAUGCCUUUCAUCAAUAUGUCAUGGACAGGGUAUACCACAAUGCAUGGCGUGAGCUUUGCGAGGGUGUGACAUCAGCUGGAACUCUAGAUGAAGUCAUCGAUGCACAUGAGACCUACUUGCUAUCAAUCCAGAGACAGUGUUUUGUCGUGCCAGACAAGCUGUGGGGAUUGAUUGCUAGUCGUAUAAACAGUAUCCUUGCCUUGGCCCUAGAUUUCUACUCCGUACAGCAGACCCUAAGUAGCGGUGGAUCAAUUUCUGCAAUCAAAGCAAGAUGCGUGAAGGAAAUGGAGAGGAUAGAGAAACAGUUUGAUGACUGCAUGGCCUUUCUUCUCAGGAUUUUAUCUGUGAAGCUCAAUGUCGGACAGUUCCCUCACUUGGCAGCUCUUGUUACUCGUAUAAACUACAAUAACUUCUACAUGUCUGAUGGUGGGACUCGGCUAACUGUCCCUGCUCUUUCUGCCACUUCCCGUCCAACUUAA
Molecule: messenger RNA, 2907 nt
Organism: Striga hermonthica
Lineage: Eukaryota; Viridiplantae; Streptophyta; Magnoliopsida; Lamiales; Orobanchaceae
Source: the annotation of a GenBank genome assembly